Chenopodium quinoa (quinoa) is the source of this 1671-nucleotide messenger RNA. RefSeq names its product petal death protein-like. Lineage: Eukaryota; Viridiplantae; Streptophyta; Magnoliopsida; Caryophyllales; Amaranthaceae. The record is from RefSeq and is a predicted model, not a curated record. Gene Ontology annotation, molecular function: catalytic activity. The coding region runs from base 512 to 1420 and encodes 302 amino acids. The transcript is spliced from 7 exons.
UAACUUUAAAUAGCUGUAAUUUGCAAAUUUUCCGAAAUAUUACAGUACUUUGUAUAGAUAAAGUUUUAAUUAAAAUGCAUCACCCACAUAUCCUCUUUAUUUUAAUUCUUCAUCUCUAUAUAUUUCAAAAAUUGUCUAAAAAUCCGUAAUAUAAAAAAAAGGAUGCAUUUAAAAAUCACGGAGAACAGAAUUUUUUUUAAGGUAAAAAAAAAAAAACAAACAAAAAACAUUCGGAGAAGAGAAACCUACCAACUAACAGUCUACCAAGUGUACUGUUAGUCUGUUAGUCAUAAAUAUGAUAACAAGAGUACAAGACUAGUAGACUACACAUACUGUUGUACAAAGCAACUAAUUAGGCGUAAACUAAGGCUACUGAUUAGGCAACAAUAUAUACUACGGAGUUCCAAACAUAAUAACAGAAAAUAUAUACUUCGUACUAUAUCAUUGUUAAGCCACAAACAAUACGAAAACAACACUAGCUAGAAGUUUCAAGUGACCAAGUUUCAUCCAAAUGUCUUGUAUUGAUGCUAACAAUGUAGCUCAGGGAAACACUACAAUGCACCGCCUUAUCGCGGAGGAAGGAUUGGUGUUGAUGCCGGGUAUUCAAGACGCUUUCUCGGCUGCUAUCGCUUCCAAAACUGGCUUGAAGGCUUGUAUUGUCUCUGGUUACGGUGUUUCCGCUACACUACUUGGCUUGCCUGACUUUGGCUUGCUCACGACCACGGAAGUUACACAAGUUACUCGUAGAAUAACAGCUGCUGCCCCGGACUUGUGUGUCAUUGUUGAUGGAGAUACUGGUGGUGGUGAUCCUCUCAAUGUACAAAUGUUCAUUAAAGAGUUGAUCGAAGCUGGUGCUAAGGGUAUUUUUCUAGAGGAUCAAGUAUGGCCAAAGAAGUGUGGCCAUAUGCGUGGCAAGAUGGUUGUGCCUGCAGAAGAGCAUGCAGUCAAAAUAGCAGCAGCAAGAGAAGCUGUUGGAGAUGCUGAUUUUUUCCUGGUAGCUAGGACUGAUGCACGGGCAUCCCACGGUCUUCAAGAAGCUAUUAGACGCGCAAACCUUUACACUGAGGCAGGAGCUGAUGCUACCUUUGUUGAGGCACCAGCAAACGAUGAGGAGCUCAAAGAGAUUGUUAGGGGUGUAAAAGGAUUGAGGAUUGCUAACAUGAUCGAAGGAGGAAAAACUCCUUUACAUACUCCGGAAGAAUUCAAGGAGAUAGGUUUUCACUUGAUUGCUCAUCCACUCUCAACACUCUAUGCUACAACCAAAGCUUUGGUUGAAAUCAUGAAGGUUCUAAAGGACAAGGGUACUACUAGGGAUGAUUUGGACAAAAUGGUUUCAUUCUCCGAAUUUAAUGACAUGAUUGGCUUGGAAUCUUGGUAUGAGAUGGAAUCAAAGUUCAAGAAAUUCAUCCCUAAAGAGUGAUUAUGUUUAUUGGGUGUGCCAAAUAAUGGGGUUGAACUAUAUGAGCUUAAAGUCAUAUUAUAUUAUACCAUAUGAUGUGGUCUAAUACCACUUGUUUACUAUUGUAUGAGUUAUGAAUUUGAGGAUAAAUAAGGUAAUCUAGUGCUACUUGAUCAGUUAGCUAUUAAAAUAAUUUUGAUUGAAGAUUGAGUAAUCAACAGAACCUAGUAUCGAUCAAUGUAGUUUUCAUUUUUUUGCUUUUGAACUAUAUG